This is a messenger RNA of Macroventuria anomochaeta, 624 nucleotides long. RefSeq lists its product as uncharacterized. The coding region runs from base 1 to 624 and encodes 207 amino acids. The transcript has a single exon. The record is from RefSeq and is a predicted model, not a curated record. NCBI's taxonomy places the organism in Eukaryota, Fungi, Ascomycota, Dothideomycetes, Pleosporales, Didymellaceae.
AUGCUCAUCUCCAAGCUCACUUUGAUCGUCGCUCUCGGCCUCACAGCCGCCGCCUACCCAGCCGGCAGGCCCGACGACAGCGAACACUCCGCUUCGAUGCCCCAUAACUCUGGCGACAAUCAGAAAUACGAUGGCCAGAACCCUGGACAGUAUGGCUCCCCAUACCAGCCUUCUCAAACAAAGCCAUCGUACGGUCAACCAUCAGACCACGCCUGCAAGCGCCAUGGUUCGUGUCAUCAUGAUUCGAAGCCUCACGGCCCGAAGUCUCACAGAGCCCGCCCUUCUGGGCCACCGUCCAAGCCAGAUCGCACAAAGCCUUCAUACGGUGAACACUCUGGAACGCCGAUGGAGCCUGACCAGAAUAGGCCUUCCGACAACGAGCACUCUGGCUCACCGACGAAGCCUGACCACACGAAGCCCGACCACACGAAGCCCGACCACACGAAGCCCGACAAGGACCGUCCUUCCGGCUCGCCAUCUGGGCCUGACAGUGCGACACCUACAAACAAACCUACGGACGCUGCGACUCCAGUGCCAGCUAAACCAGAAGAGCCGGGAAAGCCGAGUGUUCCUACUCCUGCUGCUCCGUUGAAGCCUAAGACAUCUGCCGAACCAGCUUACUGA